GCAACACACACGCGCGCGUGCGAGGUAUAAAUUUCCUCUGCCAGGCUUUGCAGCUUGGAGCCACCGUUGAUGUGUUUUGUUGGAGCGCAGUCAGACGACUCUACGACCAGCGGAUAACCCCCGGAAAUGCUGCUUCACUGGACUUCCCUGUGUCUCGUCGCUGGGCUGUCCCAAGUGGCACGUGGUGGCAAUGUUUUGGUGUGGCCAGCCGAUGCCAGCCAUUGGAUCAACAUCAAAUCCAUCAUGGAUGAGCUCGUCGAGAGAGGACACCAGGUUACCGUUAUCAUCCCCACGGGGGCGAUGUUCAUGGACACGCGGACGCUGGGACGCGUGAACCACGAACUCCUGAAGGUCAACUUCACCAAGGAGGAGCAGGAGGUGAACAUGGACAAAUUCUUCCAAUUCUGGAUUUUUGAGAGUACAAAACUCUCUUACUGGGAGGUCUACUGGAGACACAAUGCAGAGGUUCAGGAGAACAUGAAAGAUAACCGGGAAAUCUGCACAGCGAUGGUGCGAGACAAGAACCUGAUAUCGCGUCUCCGGGACUCCCAGUUCCAUGUGCUCUUGUCCGACCCAUUCGCCAUGUGCGGCGAUGUACUGGCGCUCAUGCUGGGCAUUCCCUACGUCUACUCGCUACGCUUCACUCCGGGCUACAUGGCCGAGCGCCUCUGUGGAGCAAUGCCCGCACCUCCGUCCUACGUGCCCGUGCCCAUGUUCUCUCUGACGGACGAAAUGAACUUUUGGCAGCGUGUGCAGAACUUUUUGCUGUACAGGAUUUUUGAAAUGAUCGCGAUGCACAUGGGGCAGGAGUCGAACAACAUCUACAGUGAGAUUCUUGGAGAAGGGACUACACUAUGUCAAGUGAUGAGCGGUGCCGAGUUAUGGCUCAUCCGGACCAACUGGGACCUCGAAUUUCCACGUCCGUUCCCUCCCAACUUUAUCUUUGUCGGGGGGCUCCACUGCAAGCCCGCAAAACCAUUACCUGAGGACUUUGAAGAGUUUGCCCAAAGCUCGGGUGAGCACGGCCUCAUUGUGUUCUCGCUGGGCUCCAUGAUCAAAUACAUGCCUAUUGAGAGGGCUGAAGUGAUCGCCUCUGCACUGGCUCAGCUCCCACAGAAGGUCGUGUGGAGAUACACGGGAGAGAAGCCGUCUUCCCUGGGCUCCAACACCAAACUGGUGCCCUGGCUACCACAGAACGACUUGCUGGGCCACCCAAAAACUCGCGCCUUCAUCACACACGGCGGGACUAACGGGGUCUACGAGGCCAUCUACCACGGCGUCCCGAUGCUCGGCUUCCCGCUUUUUGGCGACCAGAAGGACAACCUUUUGAGACUUCACAAGCAUGGGGGUGCCAUCGUGCUGGACAUCAACACGGUCACUGCCCCAGAGAUCCGAGACGCACUGGGCUUGGUCAUCCAUAACAGCAGCUACCAAGAGAGCAUUGAGCGCCUCUCCCGCCUCCACCACGACCAGCCCGAGCGACCGAUGGACCGCGCGGUUCACGCGCUGGAGUUCGUGAUGCGUCACGGCCACGCGCGCCACCUGCGGCCCGCGGCGCAUCGACUGGCCUGGUAUCAGCUGCACUGCCUGGACGUGGUGGCCUUCCUGAGCGCUGCUGCAGGGCUCGCCGUCGCACUGCCCGUCCUCCUCUGCCGCCUGUGCUGCCACCACAGGAGGGCGACCAAAGUGGCAGCCAAGAAGAGCAAGAAGGAGUGACCGGAGUGUGGACACGGUUUCGCAUCUUCGAAUCAAACAAUAGUUGAUGGUUUGAUGCUCACGUAACACAGUGAGAAUCACAACACCAUUGUUAUUUUCUCUAACCCAUGAGGUGAAUAUGCUCGUGAUUCUAAUGAACAAAAUUUAGCAGGAGAUAUAUGUUGUGAUCGUAUCUCUUUGUCACGUUGGAGUGUGUUACCAAACCCUCUUUGUUCGAACACAGACAGCCGGAACGACAGAGCUAAGAGUUAGCAGGGGACCAUGUUUACUUCCGUUUUUACAAUUACAUUGUAUGAAUCAAUCGCACAUGUUUCAGAAGAAUGCUUAUUAUUCUCACCCUUCACAUCUCAAACUCUUUAAACAUAAGGCUACGUAAAGCCCAGACCUGCAUGGUGAGCAAAAACCAGUCCACAAUAGAGCAUAUAAGACCAAACUGUUGAACUUUUUAUUUUUGUGAAUUAUGCGCAUGCAUAAAAUAGCUUCUGAUGUUCAUACAAGUCAGUUCAUCAGCCUUGGACCACGUUUAUUCACAGAACACGACGCCACGUAUGUUUCUUGAAUUAAUAUGUUUUUGUUAUAACACAGCGUUGAGCACUUGUGGUGUAUGUGUUCAUUGCCAAACACGUUUGAGCACUUCUACAGAUCUAUGAGAUUUGGCGCAGUGCAGGCUACUAUCUCAGUUGGAAGGCUGCGGUGGAAAAGUAGUUAGGAGGUGUUAACUCCCUCGCCUAGUAUACGGGAGGUCGUGGGGUUCGAUCCCGACCCUGACGCCUGUGUAUUUGGAGUUUGCAUGUCUCUCUGUGGUUGCGUGGAUUUUACUCAGGGUCCUCCGGUUUUUCCUUCCACGUUUAGAAUCAACAUCACACGCUUAGAAUAAUUUGGCUGCUAUACAUUUACACACGAUGAUAAGCCACUUUCGUUGAGCCAUCAUUUGUGAUAGCCAGGUUGCUUCUGAAAAAGAGCGCGAUAGCUCAGUGGGCCUUACCUAGCAAUAUAACACGAAAUAUUGCGUAAUAGUUUAGUAAAAAAAAAUGUUGAAAAAGUUACAUGGCCUUGGAAUGUUCAAAAAUGUGCACAUCAUAGGUACUUUUAUCUAUUUCAGCGCUCACAUCUGAUGCCUGGGUCAUUUUCUCCCCUAUUCUUACAUUUGUGUGUCGCGCUUCAUUCAUUACACUCACAAUUAACAUUUUUGUACAUAUCAGUUAUCCAAAUGGUUCACAGCAUUGUUAAGUCACUAAAUAAAUAGGCAGGCAAUAUGUCACCUUCACUUGUCUUGCCUACCAACCAAAAAAUAAAAACGAUUUUUGCA
Messenger RNA from Lethenteron reissneri (Far Eastern brook lamprey), 3025 nucleotides. RefSeq names its product UDP-glucuronosyltransferase 2A2-like. NCBI's taxonomy places the organism in Eukaryota, Metazoa, Chordata, Hyperoartia, Petromyzontiformes, Petromyzontidae. The record is from RefSeq and is a predicted model, not a curated record. Gene Ontology annotation, molecular function: glucuronosyltransferase activity.